ACAAAAAACAAAAAACCAUGUGCCCCAACCCAUGUGGCUCCAACGUAGCAGACAGAGGAGAAUCACAGGCGGGUAGACGUUGAGAUCAUCAGAGUGGACACAUUUUGUGAAGCCGUUGAACUCCGAACUCACUUGCAGCCCAAGGAAAGCCAUGCAGGAUGAAGAUGGAUAUGUCACCUUAAAUAUUAAAGCUCAAAAACCAGCUCUGACUUCAGUGGAACCUGCUUCCUCCCCUUUGUGGCGCGUGAUGGCUUUGACUCUGCUGGUCUUAUGCGUGGGGAUGGUCGUUGGGCUGGUGGCUUUGGGGCUUAUGUCUGUCAUGCAGCAAAACUACCUACAAGCCGAGAAUGAAAAUCUCUCAGGAACUCUGAAACUGUUAGUAAAGAAGGUCUGUCAAGAUUUAAUACAACUAUCAGGACAAAAGGAAAGUCAUAAGUGCAACCCAUGUGACACAAACUGGCGAUACUAUGGAGACAGUUGCUAUGGAUUCUUCAAGCACAACCUGACGUGGGAAGAGAGUAAGAAGUACUGUAUUGACGUAAAUGCUACUCUUGUGAAGAUCACCAGCAAGAGCAUCCUGCAAUAUCUCAAUAGCAGGACUGGAUUAAUUCGUUGGAUUGGAUUGUCCCGCCAGAAAUCCAGUGACGUCUGGAGGUGGGAAGAUGGCUCAGUUCUUUCCAAAACUGAGUUGCAGCUUUCUGGAACUGGAACAGAAAAUAUGAACUGUGCUUAUUUUCAUAAUGGAAAAAUUCACCCUACCUUCUGUGAGAAUAGACAUUACUUAAUGUGUGAAAGGAAAGCAGGCAUAGUAAAGGUGGAACAACUACUUUAAUGCAAAGACAGGGGCAGAAUGUCACGGAUAAGUGCUUCAUUGUACAAUAAAAGAUCUGGGCGAAGGAA
Messenger RNA from Cervus elaphus (red deer), 900 nucleotides. It is a transcript of the gene CLEC1B, whose product is annotated as C-type lectin domain family 1 member B. Bases 152 to 832 code for a protein of 226 amino acids. The transcript is spliced from 6 exons. The record is from RefSeq and is a predicted model, not a curated record. Lineage: Eukaryota; Metazoa; Chordata; Mammalia; Artiodactyla; Cervidae.